Messenger RNA from Jaminaea rosea, 1392 nucleotides. RefSeq lists its product as hypothetical. The record is from RefSeq and is a predicted model, not a curated record. The transcript has 2 exons. Lineage: Eukaryota; Fungi; Basidiomycota; Exobasidiomycetes; Microstromatales. The coding region runs from base 1 to 1392 and encodes 463 amino acids.
AUGGACGUCGCAGAACGAUGUGUACGAGUGUACCAGCUGGAGGAAGCUCUCAAUCUGUACCUCAUCGAGAUGGCGCGAGUGGACAGGAUGAAAGGUUACGAGAUGGAAGAAAGUCACCAGAAGAGCACAGCAGUCGACUCGCCUGUCACAUGUAGCGACUCAGAGUGUCGACACUAUCCACGUCUUGUCGUCACCGAGUCGGAGCAGAGGGAAGUCGCAAGCAGCGAGGAAAAGAGGGGUCCAGAAAGCGCGACCAAAGACAGCGACGGCGAGAAUGAUGACGAGGAGGUCAAACCUCUCAUCCUCACCCUCGCCCAGCUAGACCGACCACUCCGUCGCAGAGGAGAGAGCGGCGAUCACUUCGACCACCCCGUUUUCUAUGCGCGUACCGGGCUCAUGCGGCUGGCCAUAGACGAAUUCGGCGCCGUCUACGUUGAUCACGGCAGCGAGCGUUUUGCUGAAAUGUACGGGGGAGAAGAGAUAGGGGAACCUUGUGCUGAUGAGAAUUGCCCAAUGCUUCACGACACGGAGCCCGACGAUUGGGAUUAUGGCAUUCCGAGCAACGAAGUAACCUUCAUGCACGGUGUGCAGAAGCCUCCGCCUUUAUCGGGCUUGAAGGCUGCGAGCAACGAGCCAGACCCUGCGAUAUUCCCUGGCCUUCUCGCAAUCUGCCGAAAUGUCCUCAUGGCGACAUCUCAGCUCGUCAAUCUGUCGCUCACUGGAUUUCUUGCUCGGCCGCUCUACUCCAACGCGCCGCCACUCACAACGCUGCGAUUCCUUUGCAUCGGACCCAGUUCAGCCUCCUAUCGCGACAUGCCAGACCUCGCCUCCAACAGCGUGCCCAAUCUCGAAAAACUGCGCCUAUGUGGGAUGCGUAUGGAGUACUACAUGGAACGGAGAAUUGCAGGACAUUUGGGAGCUUUCCUUCGGCUGCGUGAAUUCCAUUGCGACUCUGGCAUAACUUAUGCGGAUCAUGACCUGAUCUACUCUCACGUCCUCAAGAUGGUCGACGUGCUGCAGGGACGCCUCACGCAUCUGGGAGCGGGAAGUGAUGAGGAGGAGGCGACUGCAAGCGCGGAGAGGUUGAGUGAUGCAGAGCCCACUUCUACGGCUCAAGACCCAACCACAGUCACGCAGCGCUACAUUGAGCUGCGUCUUGGGAGAAGGAUGCUGGACAGGCUGCUCACGUCUGCGCACACGCCGGAGAUCCGCGCUGCGUGGCGAACAGGCUCAGAGGUCAGCGAUGCGCCUCAUCGCCUGCGAUUGAGGAAGAGUCGUGCCGCUCGCCGAGGCUGGGAAUCUCAUGAAAAGUCGCAAGCUCAUCAGCGCGACAGCGAUACUUGGUGGGACGAUCGUGCCUUAGAGUGUGAGGUGGAGGCCCACAAGAGUUGA